CCCUGUACCCCUGUGUAUAGCUGCAUUCUCCCCUGUCCCUGCUUCACGCUCUGUGUAUAUACAGGGGAAGGGGGUGCAUGUGAGCCUAUGGUAGCGAGCUGCUCUCAUUCAUCCCUAUUGCAUAUCCCAUCACACUCUCAUUCAAGAUGGCUGCAUUUAUUGUCUGUGCACAUUAAUAUGAAGUCCUUGGCUCUGCUGGGAUCUGUUCAUGCUCCUGAUGGCAUCGCAAUCUAUGCUCCCUGGACAAACCAAACCACAGCAAACAAAGGGUAAAAGGAAGUUGCAUCAGGAGAAGUCAUUUACAAGUGACAGUGAUAGUGAUGGCUCCUUUGUCUUUGAAGCUGAUGAGGCAUGGAAGGAUUUCCACAGCUCACUUCUGCGUUUCUAUGAAGUGGGCGAGCUAUGUGAUGUCACUCUUAAGGUUGGUUCUAAGCUGAUUCCAUGUCACAAACUUGUGUUGGCCUGCGUGAUACCAUAUUUCCGCGCUAUGUUCCUCUCUGAUAUGGCAGAAGCAAAACAAACAUUGAUUGAGAUACGUGACUUUGAUGGUGAUGCCAUUGAAGACUUAGUGAAGUUUGCAUAUUCAUCCCAAGUGACCCUCACUGUUGAUAACGUCCAGCCGCUUUUGUAUGCUGCGUGUAUACUCCAAGUGGAGUUAGUUGCCAAGGCUUGUUGUGAAUACAUGAAACUACAUUUUCACCCUUCUAACUGCUUGGCAGUUAGGGCUUUUGCUGAGAGCCACAAUCGUGUGGACUUAAUGGACAUGGCUGACCGCUAUGCUUGUGACCAUUUCCCAGAGGUAGUGGAGUGUGAGGACUUUGUCACCAUGUCCCCACAGCACCUUCACAAAUUGCUAUCUUCUGGGGACCUUAACAUUGAGAGCGAGAGGCAGGUCUACAGUGCAUCCAUAAAGUGGCUCCGUGCCAACCCACAGCACCAUGAAGUAUGGCUCCAUGAAAUACUGUCUCAGGUUCGUCUGCCUUUGUUACCCAUUGAAUUCCUCAUGUCUGUUGUGGCCAAGGAAGACCUCAUCAAACAGAACUUGAAAUGCAGAGAUCUGCUGGAUGAAGCUAGGAACUAUCACCUACAUCUGAGCAGCCGGGCUGUCCCUGACUUUGUGUACACCAUCCGCACCACACCAAGGAAACAGACAGCCGGUGUGCUGUUCUGUGUGGGUGGACGUGGAGGCUCGGGGGACCCAUUUCGCAGCAUUGAAUGUUACUCUGUCAGUAGAAACAGCUGGUUCUUUGGCCCAGAAAUGAGCAGUCGUAGAAGACACGUGGGUGUAAUCUCUGUGGGAGGGAAGGUGUAUGCUGUUGGUGGUCAUGAUGGAAAUGAACACUUGGGUACCAUGGAGUUAUUUGAUCCACUAACAAACAAAUGGAUGAUGAAGGCCUCAAUGAAUACAAAAAGGAGAGGGAUUGCACUAUCAUCUCUUGGUGGGCCAAUCUAUGCCAUUGGAGGUUUGGAUGACAACACUUGUUUCAAUGAAGUAGAGAGAUAUGAUCUGGAAUGUGACCAGUGGACAGCUGUAGCUCCAAUGAUCACUCCUCGUGGAGGUGUUGGAUCAGUGGCUCUUGUGAACCAUGUCUAUGCUGUAGGAGGAAAUGAUGGCGUAGCUUCCCUUUCAAGUGUGGAAAGAUAUGACCCUCAUCUGGACAAAUGGGUAGAUGUGAAGGAGAUGGGCCAGCGGAGGGCAGGAAAUGGAGUUAGUGAAUUGCAUGGCUGCUUAUAUGUUGUAGGUGGUUUUGAUGACAAUUCUCCUCUGAGUUCUGUAGAACGAUAUGACCCGCGUACCAACAAGUGGGAGUAUGUCGCGGAGCUCACUACCCCAAGGGGUGGCGUUGGCAUAGCAACUCUAAUGGGAAAAAUUUAUGCUGUUGGUGGUCACAAUGGUAACGCAUAUCUAAAUACUGUGGAAUCCUAUGACCCAAUAAUUAACAGGUGGGAGCUGGUUGGGUCUGUGGCUCAUUGCAGGGCUGGAGCCGGUGUGGCUGUCUGUGCUUGUCUGUGUAACCAGAUCCGUGACAUUGGCCAGGGAUCAAACAACGUGGUGGACUGCAUGUGAACAACAACUGGUUUCAAAAACAACUUCUCCACAACUCCUAAGCAAAACUGGGCGACGCUCCAUUUAAGUUUACCCUAGAUGUCUGAUGUAUCUAGUGGUCGUGUCUAUUUUGUAUAGUAAUGCUUGGGAGUAUGACAUACUGAUGAAAUGAAGAUUGCACUCAAACAACACGUGUUCUUUAGUGAUAAUGGCCCUCAUUCCGAGUUGUUCGCUCGGUAAUUUUCUUUGCAUUGCAGCGAUUUUCCGCUAAUUGCGCAUGCGCAAUGUUCGCACUGCGACUGCGCCAAGUAAAUUUGCUAAGAAGUUUGGUAUUUUACUCACGGCAUUACGAGGUUUUUUCUUCGUUCUGGUGAUCAGAGUGUGAUUGACAGGAAGUGGGUGUUUCUGGGCGGAAACUGGACGUUUUCUGGGAGUGUGUGAAAAAACGCUGCCGUUUCUGGGAAAAACGCGGGAGUGGCUGGAGAAACGGGGGAGUGUCUGGGCGAACGCUGGGUGUGUUUGUGACGUCAAACCAGGAACGAAACUGACUGAACUGAUCGCAGUGGCAGAGUAAGUGUCGAGCUACUCAGAAACUGCUUAGAAAUUUCUAUUCGCAAUUUUGAGAAUCUUUCGUUCGCAAUUUUGCUAAGCUAAGAUUUACUCCCAGUAGGCGGCGGCUUAGCGUGUGCAAUGCUGCUAAAAGCAGCUUGCAAGCUAACAACUCGGAAUGAGGGCCAAUGUGUGGUUGUGACUUGUAAUAACUUGUCAAUACUCAGUUGUUUUUCCUUUUAAUAUGAACACAUAGGUUUAGUAAGUUUAACAGUUUAAUUUAUUUGUUCAAGUGCCAAAUGUUUUUGCAUAGAAACUGCACAUUUUAAGCUAAAAAGAUAUUUUUGUGUCUUUGUAUAUAGUAUGCAGUGUUUUUGAAUUGAGUAAUAUGUGUGUGUAUAUAUAGAAGUAUGUUUAUUUAAUAUCUUUUGCCCACAGGUGAUUUUAAAUCUGAGCAGUUGUCUCUGUAAUGUGAAUGAACACUUGCAAAAGACAAAUGCAUGUACAGCUACGAUUACCUGAGCACAAAAUAGUUUCUGUGGUUGCUAAAAAUUAUUUUAGUCCCUUUCUUAAACUUUGUAUCUGGGAUACAAACCAUUAACAUUGCAAUACACAGGGGCUUCAGAUGCCAAAGUCAGCCAUUACCAGAGAAAGCAUUUCACUAUUAAGAAAACGGCUUCAUUCUCCCUGGUGGAUGUUUACGUAGUAACUACAAAUCACCUAAACAAAAAAAGAAAUCAUAAACCAAAAAGGCCCAUGCAUGGUUUUCUAAAUCUCACAGUACCACAGAUAAAAUAAUUAGAACAGGGGUGGUGGUUUUUUUUGAAGACUAAAUUGCUACUAUAAUUGGCCCCAGGAUUUGACAUUAUGGGGCAGGUAAUUGUGUUGGCACAAUGUGAUUAGUGAUGUGGGCAUUUUUCCCCCUUUGUUUUGUUAAAUAAAGGCUGCAGCUGUUUAAACUCCA
Messenger RNA from Pseudophryne corroboree (corroboree frog), 3560 nucleotides. It is a transcript of the gene KLHL8, whose product is annotated as kelch like family member 8. The record is from RefSeq and is a predicted model, not a curated record. NCBI's taxonomy places the organism in Eukaryota, Metazoa, Chordata, Amphibia, Anura, Myobatrachidae. Bases 209 to 2068 code for a protein of 619 amino acids. The transcript is spliced from 10 exons. Gene Ontology annotation, molecular function: protein binding.